CAGCUUACACUCAGACUAAAUAUAGAUCCAUCGCGAGGGAACCCGGACACCGCGUCUCCCCACGCACAGCACUGCUCGCUUAUCUGCAUGUUGUGAUUAGCUGGAAAGUUUGAUUAUGUCGGUGCCAUCUUUUCCUGUUUUUUUAAAUAUUAGAUUUUUUUUUACACAGGAAAAAACAAAAACUGGAUUUCUUUAGAGAAAAAGACCCUAACCUUCAACUACACACGCGUAAAGCGCAUUUUUAACUCAUUGUUCUUGGCAGCGCGCACACGCUGUCCAACAAGUGCGUGCUCGAGGCUCAACUGCUGUGUCUUAAGAAGCGAUUGAGGAGAAAACAAUCAUAUGAAGAUCACUGUCUAACGACCUGGAGAUCGAAUCGAUCCACGCAACCUCGCCAAACGCGCACAUACUUUGUCGCAUUGAUGAAAAUGCGCGUUUGUUUGAUGCGCGUCGUGUGAGCUGGUGGAUUAUGUGGAUCUGCUAGUUUCCCCGCCGAUGGAGCCGCCGUUAUUCGUUGUCUUUGUCAUUUUUACAACAAACUAAAGACCCGGCAGUUUGCUUAUAUUGUGAAGAUUCGAACCCAAAAGCCUUACAUUUAGAGCACCAGUGACCUGUGAAGACUUGCAAAUCCCUAAACCUGGUUUCUUGGAGAGGGCUGCGUAAUUGCGCACGCUGCGAGAGUUGCCUAUAGCCUUCUAUCGGACCUUUCCAUGGAAUCCUCUCAACGCGUGAUUUCCAGUGAGGGUUUCAGUCCGAUCUGAUGUGGGGUGAAAAGUUGCCUUCUGGACAGUAAAUCUCAUAUAUGAGGAUCAAUACACACGUGCUGGUCAACAUAAAUUGCAAAAAUGCCUAUGCAUCCGGUGACUUCCACUUUGAUGUACCGGGGUAUCUGCACCAUUCCUGAUAUCCUGUCGUACCGGGCACCGGUCAAUCUGCCUGAGGAUGAGGUGGAAGAAAUCCGGGAGGCGUUUAAGGUGUUUGAUCGAGAUGGGAAUGGCUUCAUCUCAAAGCAAGAGCUCGGCAUGGCCAUGCGUUCUCUAGGGUACAUGCCCAAUGAGGUCGAGCUGGAGGUCAUCAUUCAAAGACUCGACAUGGAUGGUGAUGGUCAGGUGGAUUUUGAGGAAUUUGUUACUCUCCUGGGGCCCAAACUCUCGGCUGCUGGGAUGCCUGACAAGUUCAACGGAACCAAUUUUGACUCUGUGUUCUGGAAGUGUGAUAUGCAGAAGCUGACUGUGGAAGAGCUGAAGAGACUCUUAUAUGACACCUUCUGUGACCACCUGACUAUGAAGGACAUCGAGAAUAUCAUCAUGACAGAGGAGAAUCACAUCGAAAAUCCUGAGGACUGCCAGGUUGACAUUGACACGGAAAGUCCGACCCAGCAGGUGAAGCAAACAUGCGUUCGGAAGAGUCUGAUCUGUGCCUUCGCGAUUGCUUUCAUCAUCAGUGUCAUGCUUAUCGCAGCCAAUCAGGUGCUUCGCAGUGGUAUGAAGUAACCGAAUGGACCAGUCACAACGUAGAUCCAAUUCAACAUAUAACAGUGCUAAAAAUGUAUGUUUUGGGUGAGUUUAACCGCAUGGACAUCUCCAACCGAGGAUCCUACUCUUCGAUGCAUGACGAUGCAUGGAUUUACAGUAGCCUGGAUGUACCAGUAGAGCUCAGCUGUGCAUCCAUUCAUCUAUAUAUUAGACCCCAAAACAAAUUUUCUGAAGAAAGACCCGUCUUACACGUGCGAAGAGUUGGAUAUGCAGCGGGGCCGUUUCUGACAUCUUUUACAUCCAGUAUACUGAUCCCUUUGCAUGAUAAUAAGGGCUGUUUAGGGCAUGCUCAUGUCAUGCAAUGUUAGUCUUGUGUUUGUUGAGUAGCUAUUGUUGGUUUUUACCUGUUACACAUGCCUGAGAUGAUUGUCGUAGUACUCCAUAUGGCCAAAGGGGGCGUGAAAGAACCCAAAAGCGAUACUAUAUCACUAGUGACAUACCUGUAGAGUAUUAAAGGAAUA
Molecule: messenger RNA, 1996 nt
Organism: Onychostoma macrolepis
Lineage: Eukaryota; Metazoa; Chordata; Actinopteri; Cypriniformes; Cyprinidae
Gene: cabp7a
Product: calcium-binding protein 7
Exons: 6
Coding region: 846-1493 (215 amino acids)
Molecular function (GO): calcium ion binding
Source: RefSeq, a predicted model, not a curated record